GAUGAUUAUGGCUUUUAGGCUAAUGAACCCAAAAUUCCGUUUACCUGAAAAUUAGAAUGCUAAGAGAAAAUCAUUGAGGGUUUUUAAUACAGAACAUGAUGUCCUAUGUAAUCAUUGGCAAUACUGAUGAUGAUGGUGUAAGCCACCAAAGGGUACUGCUAAAGUAGCUGACUGAACUGAUCCAAAAGAACCGGUUUGUUCAGUCUUCCAAAGUUCUAUUUUGAGAUUUAAAAAAAAGUGAAUCUUCCAUGUCUGUUUGAAAUCGAGGUCCCAGAUUCUGGAGGAAGAUUGGAGAGCUACAUAAUCCAAGUUCCCACAGUCUGAGGACUUGGGGACGUGUCAUCUGCUGCUGUUGCUCCUCUGUGUUUUGUCAGAGCAGCUGUCUGCCGCAGUAUUCAAGGCCCAAUCCAGCCAAAAGUACCAGCGCUAAAUAAUAAUCAGGAUAUUGCUGGGAAUUGAUUCGUCAGCAAACUGGACUGACCUAAACCUCACAGAAAAUGUGUGGAGCAUUGUGGAGAGGAGGAUGAGUAGACACCAGAUCCAACUCGAGAGACAAUCAGAGCCACAAGCUGAUCAUCUCCGUUACACGCUGCAUUGAUGCUGCACUUCAAGCAGAAGGAGCCCCGAACAAGUAAGCGAUGCUUGUUUUGGUGCAGCAAAUAUGUGCAGCGUUUCUGGAUGUUGCCUGAUGUGACUCUGAAAAGUAACAUUUUAAGUUUCCUCAACUGUAAACCAUAAUUAUCAAAAGUAACAUUCGGACUAAAAUACUGCAAUAAAGUAACUUCUGGGUGAUACAAUGUUGAAAUCUGCCUGUGUCUGUGCUGUUAGGCAUUUACAAAAGGCGCUCAGAUUCAGUCCGGUCUGUCUGCAUAGACUGGUCUAUAGAUAAUCCGUUCGUUGUUAUGUAAUAUAGAACUAAACAGGAUAAACCGACUGCUAUCAUGCAACUGCGCUUGAUGUAUCCAUAUAGAGAAGCAGAUGUAAAUCCUUCAUUUGGGAAAGGGUUCAAAACGGACUGCAGGUUCUCUCCCCAGAUUUGGUUAUGUGAUCAUCAGUUUAAGCCCAUAAUCCCGUCUAAUCGGGAAUAUUCCAUGCGUGUGCCUCGGGAGUCUGCUGAAUAUGACACAUUUCUAUGCGGUUUGCAAAACAUAUUCGCCGUGUUCCCGAUGUGUCGCUGUGUGUACGCACAGGAGGGUCAGCCAUGGCUUUCGGCAGGAGAGUCUUCACUUUGAGCGCACAAAGAUGCUCUGCUUGAUUCCCCUGCUUCUGCUGCUGCUGCUGCCGCCGCUUCCGAGCAUCAUGUCGGACUUCAGGCAGUGUCCAAGCCCCUGCCUUUGCUACGAGUCCUCUGACCUGGUGGACUGCAGGUCUCAGGGCUUGGAGCAGGUCCCCCCCGGUGUCUCCCGCGGCACUUGGCUGCUGGAUCUCAGUGGGAACAGGGUGAGAGAGGUGCGCAGUGAUUCGUUCUUGGGACUGUGGUCGCUGAAGUUUCUGCUGAUGUCCAACAACAGCAUACAUGCUGUGCAUCCACAGUCCCUUUCAUCCCUGCAGUUUCUGGAGAAGCUGGACCUGAGCUUCAACCGACUGCGUUGGCUGCCUCAGGACUUCACUCUCCAUCUGACCUCCCUCCAGGAGCUGCGGCUGGACCACAACCUGAUGCAGCAUGUCGACUCCUCCUCCCUGAGAAACUGCGACAACCUGAGGAAGCUCGACCUGAGCUACAACCGCAUCCGAACGAUAGACGCCAGGGCUUUCCACAGCCUCUCUCGACUGCGCCUCCUGCACUUGGAGGGAAACAGGCUGAACAUACUCAAAGACGGGCUGCUGAGCCGCCAGCAGAGCCUGGAGGUUCUCCUGCUCGGCCACAACAACAUCUCGGCGAUCGAGGCCGAAGCUCUGGCCCCUCUCCGCGGUCUGACCCUGCUGGGCCUCCGCGGAAAUCGGCUGCAGCACAUCAAGUUCAAGACCUUCCUGAAGCUGCAGACCGUCAGCACCCACCUGCAGAUGUCCCUCAACCCCUGGACCUGCGACUGCGACCUGCAGCGCGUCUUUGGUAAGAUCCAGUACGUGCGACACCUGCAUGUGGAGGACUACAAGGCCAUCCUCUGCCACGCCCCUCCGCAGCAGGCCGGGAGCCCCCUCGCGUCCAUGGACAGCCAGCUGUGCAUGGCGGAGACAGCGUCGGUGCUGGUCAUCACCAUCACCGUGAUGCUGGCAGUGAUCGGUGCGCUGGUCAAAGCUGAGCGCAACCGCAAGAACAAACAAGCUGCAAGUGAUGCAGAAUCUGCAGACAAGUGACUGGUUAAAGGAUGGAGCUCUGACACACACAGACGGCCUCCUGCAGACGCUACAUGAAGCAGCCACUGGAGAAAGACCAAGCGGGUUUUUUUUUUUUUUUUUUUAGUUAGUGGAAAACAAUCCAAAACUUUUUCAUUAUUUUCUGUCCUUUGACUAGUUUUACUGAAAGGCUUUCCACAAUUGCUUGCAAAAAUAUUGAAACUUAAAUGUUUUUCAUAUUGAAUCAUGUCAUCAGCAUAAAUGUAAACAUAUUCCACUGGGCUUUUUAUUGGCUAGACUAAUCCAAAGUUGUGUUUUACUGUGGAAUGGAAGGAAAUCAAUAGUUUUCCAUUUUUUAAUGUAUA
Messenger RNA from Poecilia latipinna (sailfin molly), 2642 nucleotides. Its product is annotated as leucine-rich repeat-containing protein 17. The transcript is spliced from 2 exons. The coding region runs from base 1120 to 2298 and encodes 392 amino acids. Lineage: Eukaryota; Metazoa; Chordata; Actinopteri; Cyprinodontiformes; Poeciliidae. Gene Ontology annotation, cellular component: plasma membrane. Gene Ontology annotation, molecular function: protein binding. The record is from RefSeq and is a predicted model, not a curated record.